AAUACUCGCGCCGGCAUGCACGAUGUCUUAUUGUCAACAUCCAAGGAUGUGGUUGGGUAUGAAAACUGCUGCCACCACGGCUCAAAUGUGAAGGGGUCCACGAGGUCGCGUUCGAUGUCAUGCUCGAUUGGACCUGGGUCAAACUCUUUCCCCCGCAGUCUGUCCAUCCCUGAGUGCUCUGCUAGCUGCUCUCACGGCUCGAUCUCUAUUCACGUUUCAACGAUUGUCCGCUGGCUGCGAUCACUGUUCCUUCAAACUUUGCCGGCCCAUAAUAAGCACACGAACGAUUCGUUCGAGUGAGUCUCAUCAUGUCCACUCUUGCCUCUUCUCCUCCUGGUACGCGGGCCAGCUUCGGUGGCGAGGCCGGCGCUGCGCUUGUCUUCCUCGUCGCGUAUCUUGUAGUAUUCGCGUGGAUGUUGUUUGGCUUCUUCACGCAUCGCCUGAAAUGGCGUUCCCGCUAUCUGUUGCUAUUCUUCCACGUCACCAUCCGGCUUGCAUCCCAGGGCUGCGGGAUCGCGUUUGGCGUGCUGGGGUUCUCGAACGUAAACGUAUUCCUGGCGUUCCUGAUUCUCGGUGCCGAGGGCUACUUCUCGCUGGUGCUGUGCGCGUUCCGCUUCCUGAUCUCCUGGCACCAGCACAACCUCGCGUCGGGCGAAUCCUGGCUCGCGCCGCGCGACGCGCCAACAAGCUCCGCCUCCAAGCUACGCAAGGCGCUGCAGUUCUCGCUGCUCGGCCGCCUCGCGUCCCGAGUCUCCCGCGGCAGCCCGAUGGGGCUCGUACACUGCCUCCUCAUCGGCGCGAACGUCGCUAUCGUCGUGGGCGGGUCGUACCUGGCCGGCGCGGACCUCGCGCACCCGGCCUCGCGCGACACGCGGACGAGUCUGCGCGUGUCGAAGAUCGCGCGGUCGGCGGGGCAGAGCGUGUUCCUUGCUAUCAAUACCGCCCUGUUGUUUGUUAUUCUCGCGACGAUCCGCGAUAACAGGCGGGAUGGCGAUGCGCGCGGCAGGAAAGGGACGACGCAUCCGACGCUGGUCCUUCUAUUCAUCGCCUGGUUCCCGCUCAUUGUGCGGGGCAUCUUCGGGCUCUUGCAGGCCUGCGUGUGGAGUCUGUCUUACUAUAAUCCUGUGAACUACAACGCAGGAGGCUUCACCUCAAGAUUCACUGCACUCGAAUACAUCCUCGGUGUGCUCACCGAGUGGCUUGCCUGCAUCAUUCUGAACGCGACAUACCUGACGUCCCGGCAUGACCCGGAGAAGCGGGCCGUGGCUGGAGUGAAUGGGGCAGAGCGCGGCGAAAGUGACGACGGUACAUCGCUCAACCGGCUGCACGGCCGAAACGUCGAAGCGUAGAUAUUCAAGUCCUUGCGAAGGUGCCAAACUUGCCAGUUAACUAAUUUCCGUAUGAAUCUUCUUGGGAAUUUUGAGGGAACAGGGUACAUCAUGAACCGAAGUUCAACUGAAAACAGAUCGGGUUAAAUGCUGGGAGAAUCAAGUCAUUUUCUAGAAUAUGCUAAGCUCAAUAUGGGGCACUGGGAAGUUGUUGUGAGAGCCGACCACGCUCGAUGGCAACCUUCCGCAUGCCAGCUUGAGCACAGCCGAGCCCUUGUGAAUCAUAUAUUCCUUUAUAUACUCUCGGAAAACCGGUCGGUCUCUUGUCGCAACGCAGGGCCUGUGAUGUUCGUCCUCGGGAGUUGUUUUUUGUUGUUGGAGAAGACAGUCGCAAACGAGACGACGAGGGAGAUGGGUCACUACUCCGACUCGGUGGAGUGGAUGGCCUCAUGCUAGAUUGGCAGUCGGAG
This is a messenger RNA of Mycena citricolor, 1798 nucleotides long. Lineage: Eukaryota; Fungi; Basidiomycota; Agaricomycetes; Agaricales; Mycenaceae. The record is from the annotation of a GenBank genome assembly.